Nezara viridula (southern green stink bug) is the source of this 465-nucleotide messenger RNA. Lineage: Eukaryota; Metazoa; Arthropoda; Insecta; Hemiptera; Pentatomidae. The record is from the annotation of a GenBank genome assembly.
AUGUUUGGUGUCCUGUUGUUCAUAUCCUACCUCAGCAGUUGGACCAAGGCUGUCUGCCCAGGAGAGUGCAGCUGUGGUCUGGACCCGAAGGGAAGGCGGAUGGUUCGCUGUACAAGGGGGUCCAUGUCUGGCAUCAUCCCAGUCGAAUAUAUGGAGUCCAGUAUAGAGGUGCUCAAUAUCACUGCCCCUGAGGCCCAGGAGAACUGGCUAACGAUGGGACCAGUAUUCCAGAGGUUCCUCAACCUAGAAGAGGUGCACAUCACCCGCUCCAACAUACCCGCCAUCGGCAAACAUACCUUCUGGGGCAGAUGCUCCCGCGAGCGGAGGUCAGCUGCUCACGGACGAGCCAUCAAGAUGAGUGAUGGCGGCAGUAGCGGGGAGAGAUGUUGCGGCUAUUUGUCACGAGAUAAAGAAGAGAAACAAACCGAGAAGAAAUAUGGCGACGAAGAGAGGACUAUGGGAUAG